AUGUUUCUCCGGCAGUGGCCUCUGUUAGCCACUCUUUUAAUCGGUUCGUUUGCCUGUUUUGACUCUCCGAUCUGAAUGGAAAUAAAUUUUCAGCAUGCCUUGCGAUUCCGGAUCUCGAUGAAAUCAAGAAAAACUUGAAGAAGCACGGGCCGGACUACUACAAGAAUGCUCCGGUUAUGGACGAGAACACGGUGAGACUGCUGAAAGUGGACUACUGGUUCCGAACUGAAUCCAUGAUCUACGACGAUUUGGGAAACAAGGAGGCCGAUCCGUCAACUGUUAUUGCUGGAAACUUCAGCUUCGAGACACUUCAUCAUGACAUUGAAGGUGGAAUGCUCGGAAGAUUCACUGUGAGUUUUCUCAAUGACGAUGCGUUAAAAGUUUAUCCUCUUUAGUUGACUCAAUGCAAAACGGAUAACUGCGGAAACCCGUCUCCAAUUUACAUUGCGUUCCGUCAAGGAGGAAACAACGUGGAUCAAGUGCUGAGAGGAGCCGACGACGAUGCCACGUGGAACUUUCUGUACGCCAUCGUCAAUACCAUUUACACUCCGGCAGAGUACGGAGAAGGAGACGUUCAGCGAGUGGACACUCUUUACGGAAGAUGCCGAGUGAACUUUGGAAGACCGGAAGACAAGAGAUUCCGGAGAAUAAUUGACAAGUGCGAGUUCGGUCGCGGAGUCAACUAUACGAGAUUCGAAGGAGUCGAGGCUGUGCAGUAUGAGCAGGAUGUGUGGUACACGUAAGGAUUUCCCAAUUGAAAAGUCAAAACUCAGAAUUCUCAUGCAGACAAAACACAAAAGUCGACGCUGAUAUCAUAAUGAUAGAUGCCGUCGAACUGCUAGCUUUCAAAAGCCCGCUUCACGAGAAGCACGGCUUCCAGGUGGAGUCAAGGUGAGGCAUCGACUUCCAAGUGCAUUCAAAACCGAUUCAAUUCAGAACCCACGUCGAAAUCACCAACCGCACCCGUGUAUUCGUGACCCACUACUGUGAGGAAACAGUUCCAGCCGGAAAGUGCGCCGAACAAGCGUUUGGGGCCGUCAAAGUUGGAGGAAAACUGUACGAAGACGUGCAAAUCGGAAGUAAGCAGACAAACAAGGUACGCGUAGAAGUUCCAAUUUCCUUUUUCCCCAUUCUAUGGAUUUCUAGCUGACGAAGUUGAUCGGAACCUACCGUCGUCACCUGAACGAGAUGGGCGACUCGCACAUUUGCGAGAAGCAUUCCCUUCUCUACGGACAAAUUGUGCAGGAAGCGAGAUUGGCUAAAAGAGAGGAUUGGGAAGCAGUCAUUCGCUAUCCGGAGAACGACCAUGUAUUGUGAGUACCUCACCGAAAAGUACUUCUGAGAACACAACUUGUACAGAUCCGUUAUCGCAAGUGCUCUCGGCAGCGUAGGCUCAGCGGAAUCUGUGGCUGUUGCUCGCGAAGUUCUUCUUGUGGAUUCUCCCGAUCAUCUCGACGAUCUUCUUUUUGGAAUCGCUCAAUCUUCAUCGAACAACGAAAAGUGGCACAAGCAGUUGAUGGUUUGUGCUGUUCAUUUUUCACAUCAACAUUUUUUAUAUUUGUCAGUACUGGUUGAACUCUCUGAACCGCGAGACUUCUGACUACUGGAAGUUGGCCAACACAAUUGCUACCGUACUCAACAAGAGAUGUGAGGCGACGACAAGCAGUUCGAACUCUUGCAAUAAAGGAAAAGAACUUGUGAGCUGUUUUUCAUAGUUAUCGAAACCAUUUCUGUUUCGUUUCAGAUCGUGAACAAAUUUAUCAAUGAUUUGACAGCUCCAGGCGUCGACGCAAGAGUAUUGGAGAUCCUUGAAAACAUUCCUAUCUUUAGGUGAGCUAGAUAUUUCCUCUUUUGCUACAUAAACCACUUUAAGCUCAUACGCCCUCGCUAAAAAGUAUAUUUGUGGCGAAGAGUCGGAUAAAGUUCAGAAGGCAGCCCUAAAUGUGAUUCUUGCGGCGAACAAGAACUUGUACGAGUCGCAGCUCACCCAGAAACUGAUCCGUUUGUUCCGAAACACGUGUCCACGUGAAACGUCAACCUCUGACUCCCAAAUCGCCAUCGACAUUCUUCUGAAAUGUGUUCCUGAUCAUCAGAACGUGGCCACGCUCAUCCUCCGAACGGAGUCUCUGUCUCCGGAUAAUCAAGAGAAGUGGCAUUAUCUGUACAAGGCGAUCGAGGCGAGCGGAGAGAAAGACGAGCUGAAAGCAGAGUUCUGGACGAGAAUGAGAAAGUUCAAAGUGUUCCGUCCGAAUUUCCUUCACAGGGCACUCGAAGCCGAUUCGCACGCUCAUUGGCAGCAGAUCGCAGAUGCUUCCGGAUUCCAACUCUUUUCCACGACAUCUGCUGAAUUCUUGCUGAAAUCGUUCAAGAGAUCAAACUUUGAACUGUCUCUGAAGAGAGGAAAAGCCGAGGAGAACCUGUUCUCGGUAGGGAUCAUCGCCUUUCAUUUGACUCAUUCGUUCUUUCAGCUCUCUAUCGAUACUCACAACCUUGAUCAAUUCGUCACUGGCUCCCCGUCGUCUUCGUCUGGAUCUCCGGAAGGAUCCGUCCGUCUCGGAAUCAUGGGCCACAAACUGCCAACCAGACACAUUUUCAAGGGAAGCACCGACCUUUUGUCGACUGUCUGGGACGCAGACGGACGGACUCACAAGACGUUCGAAGGACACGUUCCGGUCAGAGACGCCCGAGUGUCCGUGCCUCUUCUCUCCGGUCUGAGUGUGGAUAUCAAUUCGGUCGGAGCACUCAGUCUCCGAGUUCUCGCUUCCGCCGAAGUUUCGCUGUGGAAUCAGAGAUCUAAUGCAAAGGCGGAAGCAUAGUAAGUAAAGGGGCGAAGUCUCGUAGUAGCUGUUCUUCUUUUCCAGCACUUCUGGAUCUCUCCACCUCUCCGCAUCACUCAUCCACAAUUCCCAACAAAUCCGGCGCAUCGAAUCGUCAAUCUCGGCGCUUGCCACGUUCACAACUGACACCAGAGCCAUUUUCGAGUCUCUUCCCUAUGAUUUCUGCCUGAAGACGUCGAAUGGAAAUGUUGAAAUCAGGUAGAAAUAGAGCAUCCGAAAACUGAAUUCAAUUAUUUCUAUUUUUGCAGUCAAAAGACAAUCAUCGAAGAAACGGCGGGAAAGAAGAGUAAAAAGACGAUCGAAAGGAAGAGAACCCAUCCGGGAGUCACGUACCGACUUGACGACUCCACCAUCCGACAGUGUAAUUCAUAUUUGGAUCAGUUCAGACUCUACUAG
Messenger RNA from Caenorhabditis sp. 36 PRJEB53466, 3233 nucleotides. NCBI's taxonomy places the organism in Eukaryota, Metazoa, Nematoda, Chromadorea, Rhabditida, Rhabditidae. The record is from the annotation of a GenBank genome assembly.